This is a messenger RNA of Punica granatum (pomegranate), 3023 nucleotides long. The record is from RefSeq and is a predicted model, not a curated record. NCBI's taxonomy places the organism in Eukaryota, Viridiplantae, Streptophyta, Magnoliopsida, Myrtales, Lythraceae.
ACAGAAUGGCAAUCUUGUAACUUUACGAGGUUGCGUUGUUUCCCUCCUAGCUGUCUCAAAUUGGCAACAAAUCAGCCGUUGGUUCUCAACAGAGUAAGUUAAAACUUAAAAUACAGCCCAAGAAAACAAACCAAAACGAGAAAAAAAAAAAAAAAAAAAAAACAGAGACGCCAAAGGGAAUCCAUUAGCAUUCUUUGAGGUUGAGCCCGAAGGAAGGAGAAUAAAAAAGAAAAAACCCAGAGGGACCGGCAUUCUCUUUAUCGAUUCUCUGAUUCCCCACGCUGGGAUCAGAGGAUCAUCUCAUCCUCUCACCCCCUUUCCUUUCUUUUUCUUUUUUUUUUUAAUCUGUUCUGUUAAUUUUAUGAUCAUCUGUUGUUGUGUCGACAAAUUCCUAGUGUCAUAGAGAAAAAAAAAAUUUACGUGGGAAAGGAACAAACUUUGAUGGGUUCGAGGAGGAGGAGAACAACCCAUCUUUGAUACGGAGAAAGCAGGGGUUUUUAUGAGAUGGGUGAUUCCAAGACAGAGUCGAAAAUGGAGGGCUGGCUGUAUCUCAUUCGCUCGAACCGGUUCGGGCUUCAGUACUCCCGCAAGCGUUAUUUCGUCCUCAAAGAUUGCUGGCUCAAGAGCUUCAAGACUCUCCCCAUCAAUGACGAAGAGGAACCCAUUCGAAGUGCUGCUAUAGACUCGUGCAUACGGGUUACAGACAAUGGAAGAGAAUGCAUUCAGCGAAAAGUGUUCUUUAUUUUCAGCCUUUACAAUACAUCUAAUCACAAUGAUCAGCUCAAGUUGGGAGCAAGCAGUCCAGAAGAGGCAGCAAGAUGGAUUCGCUCGUUGCAGGAUGCUGCCGCCAAGGAACGCCCAAAUCCUGCGAUGGACUUCGUUUCCUAUUCUAAGAGGGGAUGGCCAUAUUUCAGGAUUUGUACCCCUUCAAGGAAGCAUUGUCGCAAAUUCUCUAUGGAUUGGACAUCGUGCUCCUCUAUGCAUACAGAGGCAAUGACAUCUGAUGUUGUUGCUCCUUCUCCAUGGAAAAUAUUUGGUUGUCAAAAUGGGCUUCGCCUUUUCAAGGAAUCGAAAGACUGGGAUUCGGGUAGAAGGCAUUGGGAUGACCAUCCAGCAAUAAUGGCCGUUGGAGUGGUUGAUGGUACUUCUGAGGCCAUUUUCCGAACGCUGAUGUCUCAUGGUCCCUCCCGCUCAGAAUGGGAUUUCUGCUACUACCGAGGGAAUGUGGUCGAGCACCUUGAUGGUCACACUGAUAUCAUUCACGAACAGUUGUACAGCGACUGGCUUCCCUGGGGGAUGAAAAGGAGAGAUUUGCUUCUGCGCCGAUACUGGAGAAGGGAGGAUGAUGGCACAUAUGUUAUUCUCUACCAUUCGGUUUUCCACAAGAAGUGCCGGCCACAGAAAGGCUAUAUUCGAGCUUGCCUUAAAAGUGGAGGCUACGUGAUCACUCCUAUAAAUCAAGGAAAACAAUCACUUGUGAAGCACAUGCUUUCUGUUGACUGGAAGUUCUGGAAAUUGUAUUUACGGCCAGCAUCAGCCCGAGCCAUUACAAUUCGUAUGCUUGAGAGAGUUGCAGCAUUAAGGGAGAUGUUUAAGUCCAAAUCAGGGAAAUUUUCAUCGGAAUAUUCGUGCGGGGAGUUGACGAGAGACAUCGUGUUGCCUCAAAGCGAGGAAGAAGUCAAGAAGGAAGUUCAGGCACUGGAAGAUAGCAUCCCUGAGGAUGAAGUGGAGAGACCGGUUUCUCAGACUGCGAGCUUGAUGGAAAUGCACGACACUGCUGACGAAUUCUUCGAUGUUCCCGAGCCAGCAGAUUAUGAUCACUUGGAGAAUGAGUGGUCAACCGAACUGAGUCCAGAGCUUGAGUCUCCGAAUCUGUGCCAGCCGAAGUUUGCUUCAGCUGCCUGCUUGGUGAAAAAGCUUCACGAUCUUGCUGUUCAGAAGAAAGGUUACGUGGAUCUGCAAGAUUCGGCUCGAGAUGAGAGCACGCCCUGCUGUUACGGAGCUACUCUUCAGAACGACCCGACUUGCAGCCUGCCUUGCAGUUGGGCCGGUGGCGAUCCUUCUUCAUUCUUAAUACGUGGAGAAAAUUACUUGCAAGACCACCAAAAGAUUAAGGCAACAACCACUCUGAUGCAAAUGGUCGGUGCGGAUUGGCUGAGAUCCGACAAGCGAGAGGAUGAUCUUGCUGGUCGUCCUGGUGGUAUUGUUCAUAGAUACGCUGCACGUUGCAGCCCAGAGUUCUUCUUCAUUGUGAACAUACAGGUCCCAGGCACAACGACGCACAACUUGGCUAUGUACUACAUGUUGAAAACGCCACUCGGAGAGCAUCCUUUGUUGCAGAGGUUUGUCAAUGGUGAUGAUGCCUAUAGGAAUUCAAGGUUUAAGCUCAUUCCCUAUAUCUCCAAGGGUUCAUGGAUAGUCAAGCAAAGCGUUGGAAAGAAAGCGUGUUUGGUCGGUCAAGCGCUCGAAAUAAAUUAUUGCCGGGGAAAGAACUACUUGGAGCUUGAUGUCGACGUUGGGUCUUCAACUGUGGCAAGAGGAGUGGUCAGUCUCGUUCUUGGCUACCUGAACAAUUUGGUCAUCGAGAUGGCUUUCCUAGUACAGGGCAACACACCUGAUGAGCUCCCUGAAUGCCUUCUUGGCACAUGUCGAAUCAACCACCUCGAUGCAUUGAAAUCAGUUCCAGUCGAGCAAUGAGCCAUUGACAGAGUCCGGGGCCUCAAGAAAGGUAUGGCGAUGGAGAAAAAAGGACGGCAGAAAGUUUGAAAUCAUUCUCGGCGACCAAGUUGUACAUACGACACAAACAUUUUUCUCAACUGAUUAUCAUAAUUAAUCACGACUUGGCAGGGGGAAAAAAACCCUCAAAAUUUUUACCCCGAUUCUUAUACGAUCUGUAAAGAGCUGAUGAUAUUCCAAAAUUUCACAUUCAUUCUUGGGCGGUGGGGUUUUAUGUAAUCUGUUGGAUUCAUUCUUAUGCUAACACCAAUCAAUAUUAAUUCAUUAUGAAGCUGACCCUUAAUCUA